AUAUUAUACAUGGUAACUUGCCUUUAUUUUUCUCAGUGCUAACUUAUCGUAUCGUUCAAAUGACUGGGCAGAAUGGCAGACGAUCUUUCGUAUAAUGUAGAUACUUCGUCAUUCGGAGUUGUGCGAAAUAUACCAGGAGCUUUCCAUUCCUCCGAUCUUAGAAACUUCUUUUCUGAUUUUACCGAGAAUGGAAAAUUUGAAUGUUUCCACUUCAAACAUCGACCAGAAGUUGCGAAACCAAAAUCUUCCGCUGUUGAUCAAAAACCUCAAAAAACUGGAACAUGUUGCUGUGUGUUUCAAACGGUUGAUAAAGAUGCAUUGGCAGACUUUAUUGAAAAAUACAAUGAUGCGAAUUGGAUUGAUUCGAAGGGAGACUAUAUCAAGGCUCGCUGUGUCAUUCAUAAAAUCAGAGUUUCACAUGUGAAUUCAACUGAAAAGAUAGCAAUCAGUCAAUUUAAUGAUCAACUUGGAACAUAUUCUACAAGAGCAGAAAAGGGUUAUACCAAACGACAUGCACCGACAGAGAACUUCUCUCAUGCCGAUCUAAUGUCCUUGUCUGAGAUGAGACCACCAAUACAAGUCAUGCCUCGGGGUAAUAUAGGAACUACGCUUAGAGAAUUCAUGGACUUGAUAAACCAAUGUAAGCUUCCACCAAGGAUUAUCAAGAAACUAGACCUCAAAUUUCCUACGACUGGUAGUUUGAGACGAUAUGGAAAUGUUCCGUUUGAAUAUGCUGAUGCAUGGGAAAAGAUACAUUCUGGAGGAAACACGUAUACUGCAAAUGGUGAAGCGAUUGAAGUUGAUGCUGAAAUUGAUUAUGAUGAGACAUCCAAAAAAGAGAAGACAUUAUUGCAUGAAAAAGAUGAAACUAAAAUUGAUCCGGGUCACAUAUCAGACCCAGAUGCAGAUGAUGAUACUUGUGAAGAAUGGGAAAGACAUGAAGCACUUCAUAAUGAUGUUACUUCACAGGAACGAGAUAAAGAACGGUUGUUCGAGGAAGAAAUUGAAUUGAAAUGGGAGAAAGGUGGAAGCGGACUAGUGUUUUAUACAGAUGCUCAGUACUGGCAGGAACAAGAAGGUGACUUUGAUGAACAAACAACAGAUGAUUGGGAUGUUGAUAUGAGUAUUUAUUAUGGAGAGAAAGGAGACAUGGAUGCUCAACAGUAUCUGCAAAUGAGAAGAGAAAGAAGGAAUGGAAAAGCAGUUUAUGACAAUUCACUUUUGACUGAUUUGAAUCCACACAAUCGAAAAAGAAAACAAAAAAGGAGCCGCUCUGAAAGUCCUCAAUCCAAGAGACGUGGACAGUUCGAAAGACACACAAAAGGUGUAGGUAGGAAGUUAUUAGAAAAAGGUGGGUGGAAAGAAGGCGAUCCUUUGGGUCCAGGUCAGAGGUCAGGUGCUAUAACUGACCCCAUUGAGUUAGAAGGGCAGCAUCCACGGUUGCGGAAGGGUCUUGGUUAUCACGGUGAGAAAUUGUUGAAAUCUUCUACUUUCAGUGAUACCGAAAGUACAGUAAGACGAAGUACUAGAGCGAAAAUUGUACCAACUUUAUUUCGUGGAACUCGUUCAGUUGAGCCAAAUGCGCCCCAUUCGUGGAUGUUUCCACAAUUUGCUUUCAAUCUCGCUAAUAACGAUUACAAAGAGCGGACUAGAAAAUCUCGAAAACAAGCUGUACCUGGUAUAGAUGACGGUAUAGUGAUAACAACUAAGUAUGACGAACCAUUAAACAUUGACGAUCGCGAUGAUUUUCUACGUUCGCGUCACCCAGCCGCGCUCAAACAUAGACAGAAGCCUGACGAAAAUGUUGGCAAUUCAAGCUCAGAAUUUGAUGCAACGAAGUCCAGAAAGAGUAAUGCCAGCAAGCUAGUAAAACCUGUAAUAAACUGUGAUGAUACCGAGACAAGUCAAUUUGAAAACUUCUCGAAGGAACGCGGAAAUGAUAAAAAUGCUCAAACCCCCUCUGCACUACACUUAUCAGCUGUGAAAUUUGUUAAAGGCGGAGUCUUGAAAGAAGACUAAGCUUUGCAUAAAUCCGUCACCAUAUGUGCAAUAAGUUUUUCACCAGUUAAGUCAACACUUUUUAAUCCUUUUUGAUAUACUUUAUUUUAAUGAAAUAAAACGUUUUAAAAAAA
Molecule: messenger RNA, 2132 nt
Organism: Styela clava
Lineage: Eukaryota; Metazoa; Chordata; Ascidiacea; Stolidobranchia; Styelidae
Source: RefSeq, a predicted model, not a curated record